Messenger RNA from Silurus meridionalis, 7214 nucleotides. It is a transcript of the gene afdna, whose product is annotated as afadin, adherens junction formation factor a. Gene Ontology annotation, molecular function: cell adhesion molecule binding. Lineage: Eukaryota; Metazoa; Chordata; Actinopteri; Siluriformes; Siluridae. Gene Ontology annotation, biological process: regulation of protein localization; signal transduction. Gene Ontology annotation, cellular component: adherens junction. The record is from RefSeq and is a predicted model, not a curated record.
AGGAGGAGGAGAGAAACAGGAAAGAGAGAGAGAGAGAGAGAGAGACGGAGAGGUGGACGGAGACGCGGAGAGCUACACCGCGAUUUUUACCCCGCAGUGCGUGUGCGUGUCUGCGUGAACGCGCGCGGGUACGUGUGGAUUAAACCUGGUCGUGGACGCGGAUUGAUUAAACAGAUAGAUAAAGAAAUAAACACAUAGAUAGAAUAGAAGAAAAAAGAUAGAGAUGUCGGGGAACCGGGAGGAGGAGCGGCGCAAGCUGGCCGACAUCAUAAACCACUGGAACGCCAACCGGCUCGACCUGUUCGAGAUCAGCCAACCGACCGAGGAGCUGGAGUUCCACGGCGUGAUGCGGUUUUAUUUCCAGGACCGAGUGGCCGGGAACUUCGCCACCAAGUGCAUCCGCGUGUCCAGCACGGCCACCACGCAGGAUGUGAUCGAGACGCUGGCUGAGAAAUUCCGGCCCGACAUGAGGAUGCUCUCCUCGCCCAAAUACUCCUUAUACGAGGUCCACGUCAGCGGGGAAGAACGGAAGUUGGACCUGGACGAGAAGCCCCUGGUGGUGCAGCUGAACUGGAACAAAGACGACAGAGAGGGACGCUUCGUCCUCAAGAACGAGAACGACAUCAUCCCGAAGAAAAUCCAAAGCAACGGCCCCGAGAAAGAGAAAGAAGGCGUGAUCCAAAACUUCAAAAGGACCCUGUCCAAAAAAGAGAAGAAGAAAGAGAAGAAGAGAGAUAAAGAGGCCUGGAUCCCUGACGGAGACGAGCUUGCGCCCAACCGGGAGGACAGCGAGAACUCGAGACUGGCGGCGGAGGUGUACAAGGACAUGCCCGAGACCAGCUUCACUCGGACCAUCUCCAACCCUGAGGUGGUGAUGAAGAGGAGGAGGCAGCAGAAGCUGGAGAAGAGGAUGCAGGAGUUCCGCAGCGGAGACGGGCGCCCUGACUCAGGAGGGACGCUGAGAAUCUACGCAGACAGUCUGAAGCCCAACAUCCCCUAUAAGACCAUCCUGCUCUCCACAACCGACACAGCCGACUUCGCUGUGGGUGAGGCUCUGGAGAAAUACGGCCUGGAGAAGGAGAACCCCAGAGAGUACUGCAUCGCUCGGGUGGUCCAUUAUGAAGAUAAACCUGUCAAGGAAACCAUCCUGGAGGACUCCGAGUGCCCUUUACAGAUCUUCCGAGACUGGACCAGCGAUAAAGAGGCGCUGGUGUUCCAGCUGAAGAAACGACCUCCUGACUACAUGCAUAAGAAAGGGCUGAAGCCGGGAGACAGGACGGGGCCGCUGCAUGGAGCGAUACCUCCAGAGAAACUGCCCUACCUGGUUGAGCUGAGUCCAGGGCGAGGGAAGCACUAUGCCUACUACACUUAUCGGCAACACGAAGAUGGUUCAGACUCCAGGGAUAAGCCCAAACUGUACCGGUUACAGCACAGUGUGACGGAGGUCGGCUCUGACCGAAUUGAAGAUGGAAAUAUCCAGCUGUUUGGCCCGGGUAUCCUGCCUCACCACUGUAACCUGAGGCACGCGGACGGUCUGGUGACGGUGACGCCCGUGUCUCUGGACGCCGAGACCUUCGUGGAUGGACAGAGGAUUUUGGAGACCACGGUGCUUCGAAGCGGAAUGACGCUGCAGUUCGGAGCAAUGCACGUCUUCAAAUUCGUGGACCCCAGUUACGAUCACGGCCUGGCAAAGAGAGACACAGGGGGCAUGGUGAAGGGCAGACACAAGUCAGGGAGUGUCCCAGAGACGACCUUUGACCUGCACGGGGACGUUCACGGCGGCGCAGCGCUCCCAACCAGCAAGAGCUCUGGAAAGCUGGACAUGGAUCGCUCUGGGAACAUUGGGGAGAGAGGCAUGGUGAAGCCCAUGAUCCGAGCAGAACCCGAUUUCGCAAAGCAUGAUGGGAGGCCCCAUGAUGGCCCCGAGCUCACACUGCCCGCCAGCAUCGAGUUCAGGGACAACUCUGAAGAUGCUUUCCUGUCAGCAAUCAUCAACUACACCAACAGCUCCACCGUACACUUCAAGCUGUCCCCUACUUACGUCCUCUACAUGACCUGCCGCUACGUGCUCUCCAGCCACUACCGGCCCGACAUCAGCGCGUCGGAGCGCACGCACAAAGUCAUCGCCAUCGUCAACAAGAUGGUGAGCAUGAUGGAAGGAGUGAUCCAGGAGAUUCCUGAAGGUGACCAGAAGCAGAAAAACAUCGCUGGCGCUCUGGCCUUCUGGAUGGCCAACGCCUCCGAGCUGCUCAACUUCAUCAAGCAGGACAAAGAUCUGUGCCGCAUCACACUGGACGCCCAGGACGUCCUCGCUCACCUCGUCCAGAUGGCCUUCAAGUAUCUGGUUCAUUGCCUGCAGUCGGAUCUGAAUAAUUACAUGCCGGCGUUCCUCGAUGAUCCUGAAGAACAAAACCCACAGAGACCCAAGAUUGAGGACGUGCUGCACACGCUGACAGGCGCCAUGUCUCUGCUGCGGCGUUGCCGUGUGAACGCGGCUCUCACUAUCCAGCUGUUCUCACAGCUCUUCCACUUCGUCAACAUGUGGCUGUUUAACAAGCUGGUGACCGAAUCCGACUCGGGCCUGUGCUCGCACUACUGGGGCGCCAUCCUGCGGCAGCAGCUCAGCCACAUCGAGGCCUGGGCUGAGAAACAGGGCCUGGAGCUCGCUGCAGAUUGCCACCUCAGCCGUAUAGUGCAGGCAACGACUCUCCUCACCAUGGACAAGUACUCCAUGCAGGACGUCCAGACUAUCAACAACACGUGCUUCAAGCUCAACUCUCUGCAGCUUAAUGCCCUCAUGAGCAACUACCACUGUGCCCCGGAUGAGCCCUACAUCCCCCCUGAGCUGAUUGAUCACGUGGUGGCCGUGGCAGAGAACACGGCGGACGAGCUGGCUCGCAGCGACGGCCGAGAGGUCCAGCUGGAGGAGGAUCCCGACCUGCAGCUCCCCUUCCUGCUGCCGGAGGACGGCUACUCGUGUGACGUGGUCCGAAACAUUCCCAACGGCUUCCAGGAGUUCCUGGAUCCGCUCUGUCAGAGAGGUUUUUGCCGUCUGACUCCUUAUCCUCGUUCUCCCGGAACCUGGACCGUCUACUUCGAAGGAGCCGACUGCGAUAGUCACUUCUCUGCGGAUAACUCCGACCUGCCAAUGAGGAAGGAACCUGAGGUCGUGACUGUGACGUUGAAGAAGCACAAUGGCAUGGGCCUCAGCAUCGUCGCCGCCAAGGGUGCUGGACAGGAGAAACUUGGAAUUUACAUCAAGUCUGUCGUCAAAGGCGGAGCUGCAGACAUGGACGGCCGUCUGGCUGCUGGAGAUCAGCUGCUCAGCGUUGAUGGGAGGAGUCUAGUCGGACUGUCUCAGGAGAGGGCGGCGGAGCUGAUGACUCGAACUGGUUCGGUGGUCACUCUGGAGGUGGCCAAACAGGGGGCAAUUUACCACGGCCUGGCCACACUGCUCAACCAGCCAUCUCCCAUGAUGCCACGGGCGUCAGACCGGGGCCGUAUGGAUAAAGGCAAAGCACGGCCAAAGAGCGAAGGCUUCGAGCUCUACAACAACUCUGUGCAGAACGGCUCUCCAGAGAGCCCACAGGGGAACUGGGACACGUACCCCGAGCAGAAGAGGGACGACAGGCUGCUGAAGAACCGUGCAGAUCACCGCUCCAGCCCCAACGUAGCCAAUCAAGCCCAGAGUCCAGGAGGAAAACCUGUGUACCCAGGAGCCCCUGGGAAAAUCACCUCCGUCUCCACGGGCAACCUGUGUCCAGAAGAGGAGCCGUCCCCGCCCCGUCCGGAGGCGUACCCCAUCCCCACACAGACUUACCCCAGGGACUACUUCACCUUCCCAGCUUCCAAAUCUCAGGACAGGAUGGGGCCCGUACCUGGGCAGGUGUGGCAGGGCUGCGAACCCGAGCCGGUUUCCCCCAUGGACCAGCAUCACCAUAACAACAUGGCUAUGCAGCGGAUAGCACGCUCUCAGGAGGAGUUGUGUGAUGUGCCCGCUAGAUACCCAUCUGAGCGGAUGCGGCAGGAUGACCUGCUCCAUCUUCAACAACAGCAGCAUGAGGCAGAGUACCAGCGUGGUGGAGAUCCCUGGAACAACCAAGUCUCCUCGUCGGUAGAGUCGAGCACCUCCAGCCAGGAGCACCUCAACAACUACAACACCAUCUCCAGCAAAGCUCAGGCCAACAACAAGAGCAGCGCGGGCCGCUGGAAAACCCCCGGAGUACCCCAUUCCGGCCCGGUGGGCGUGUCUCAGCCCUCUCGCUCAGAUUUGCCUCCGCCUCCUCCCCCGCCCCCACCUGUGCACUACGACUACGACCCGCAGGCCGACCUGCCUCUUCCCCCGCCACCCUCCGCCGGCCAACAGCAGGCCGUGGUCGACCGCAAGAAACGCGAGGAGCAGCAGCGCUGGUAUGAGAAGGAAAAGGCGCGUUUGGAGGAGGAGCGCGAGAGGAAAAGGCGGGAGCAAGAGAGGAAGUUGGGGCAGAUUCGCAACCCCGCCCUGCCGCCACCCGUCCUGCACAAUAACACCCAGCAUCAGCAGAUGCCCCCGCCUCAACAGAUGCCUCAUCCUUACCUGCCUCCGGCUCAACCCCCUCAAGCGCAGCUCCCCCGCCCUGAGAAACUGCCCACACUUCCUCGAGCUCCUCCUCCACUGGCUCCUCUGGACACGGUGAUCCGGGACCUCCAGCCUCAGCAGCAGCCGCGCACCAUCGAGCGCCGCGACCUGCAGUACAUCACCAUUAGCAAAGAGGAGCUCUCCGCGGCCGACAGCCUCUCGCCCGACCCGUGGAAGCGAGACGCCAGGGAGAAGCUGGAGAAGCAGCAGCAGCUCCACAUCGUCGACCUGCUCGACAAAGAGAUCCAGGAACUGCAGGCCAAGCCGGAGCGCACGGCUGAGGAGAACGACCGCCUGCGCAAGCUCAUGCUGGAGUGGCAGUUCCAGAAGAGGCUGCAAGAGUCCAAGCAGAGCGAGGAGGACGAGGAGGAGGAGGACGACGAAGAUGUCGACACGGUGCUGAUCAUGCAAAGGCUGGAAGCGGAGAAAAGAGCACGGCUCCAAGACGAGGAACGUCGACGGAAGCAGCAGCUGGAGGAGAUCCGUAAGCGCGAGGCGGAGGAACGAGCCAGGCAGGAGGAGGAGAGACGCCGGAGAGAAGAGGAACGAGCCAGACGAGAAACUGAUGAGAAGAGGAGACAGGAGGAGGAGUACUACACCCGCCUGGAGGCGGAGAGGCGCCGGCAGCACGAGGAGGCCGAGCGCAAGCUGCUGACGCCGGACGAUCCUGGUCUGUACAGACCUCCUCCCAGGGACUACCAGCCCCCCCCUUCUGCCACUAACCCCACCACCACCAACCCUCCUCCGACCCCGCCUCAGAGAAACACCUCGUACCUCAAAACCCAGGUCGUCUCCCCCGACACCUUAUACACUGCCAAGUUUGUCUCGUACAAUGACGAGGAGGAGGAGGAGGAGGAGGAGGACGAUGCAGGCUUAGCAGGGUUUAAUUCAUACACUGGAAGCACGACGGCAAUUGUAGGAUCAGGAGAAGUUUACAAGGACCCGCGAGAGAAAUGGACCAAAGGUGGACCAGACCAGGAGAACUCAAUAGGCGAAGCACCGGAGAGUCUCACGUUUAAGGAGCGGCAGAGACUUUUCUCACAGGGGAAAGAGGUUUCCAACAAAGUCAAGGCUUCACGCAAGCUCAUGGAGCUGGAGAACGAACUGAACACGAAGUAGUAAUUAAGAGCAAAUCUUUCUUUUAUUUUUUUUCCCCCCCUCUAUUUUUUCUUUUCUUUUAAAGUGGGACUCAACACUAAUCCCUGAAACCCAGCACUGGAAAGAGAGAGAUUUACCUGGAGCUUCCUUUUUUUUCCUUCUUCUUUUUUUCCACCAUCAUUUCCAUUUGUAUGAAAAUAACUGGACCAGUAAGUACACGUGUUGCUCAUAGAGACUAUUGUUUGAUUUGUUUGGGUUUUUUUUGUUUUUCUUCCCUGCGGCGUUUCAGAUAUAUAAUAAAGCACUGUACAAAUGUUUUAAUUAUAAUAACGAUGAAUGAAACGGCAUAUUUUUUUCGGAUUUGUGAAAUAGUUCAUUCUGGAAAAGAAAAGAAAAAAAAAACGCAAAACGCUUUAUUCCUAUUUUAUUUUAUUUUUUAUAUCACUGAUUGUAGCGUGGGACGUUUUUAUGGUGGUGUUUUAAGCUGCAAACUUCCACACUUUUUUUUUUCUUGUGUGUGUGUGUGUGUGUGUGUGUUUGGUUUUUUUUUGUUUUUUGUUUAAAUAACCUUUUCUGUAAAUUUUCAAUUUGGACCAGCUUUUUGUUUCUCAGUAGAAUCAAUGUAAAAGCUCGAAGUCGUUACAGAUCAUAACGUCCCUCCGGUUUCGCCUUCGCACUCUGUUUCCCUCGGGUUUGCCUCAAAACAUCGAAGAUGAAGAAGAAGGUGACGGAUCUCGUCAGACCUUCUCUGGUUUCAGGAGUUGAGAAGGAGAAAAAGGAGGAUUGGGUUUAUAUUCGAAUUCCAGACAGAGUGAAAGUUUCUGUUUUUAUAUUUUUCUAUUAUAAGCGAUUCUAAUCUAUUUUCCCACUUUUUAGUUCCGUUUAUCAUCCUAGUGAACAGGAUUUGAUGGAAGUGAAGUGCAGUGAAUAGACGUUCUGUAGUUUAAAGGUUCAAGACUUCAGUGAAGAAAAGAAACAAAGAUUGCAGGCGUUCAUUCCAUCCUCAUGCCUGAUCCAAUCCAUUAACAGAAAGCAAAAAGGAUUAGUUUAUCUCAUCUUUUUAUUUCCUUUCUAUCUUUUUUAUUCAUUUGUUUUAUCAGAAAUGUUUUUCGGAAUCGAUCUCCUUUUAGUUUUAUUCCCCUCGGAGUUAAACACAUGGUUGUAGAUCUGCAUUAACACUCUGAAAAUGCUGGUGAAUGUGUAAAUUGUUUAGUUUAUUUUAUUUUUUUCCUCCAGAAACACACACACUAUGUAAAUGGAACCAAUACGUAACACUAUAGUGUCAAUAUUCCAUCACCUUUUUUUUUUUUUUCUUUUUUCUGUUUCCGAAAUGUAAACUCGUGUAUACACACUUUUUACGUUUAUCAUUUUAGGUUCAGGACGAGUUCAUUUGAUUUCGUUUUAAUAGUUGUUACAUGUUAGGCUUUUGUAAAUCAUAAAUAAAUUCAGAUUUUACACAAAAAUAAAUGAUUGCUGUACUUGCUGUUUUGAAUCUUGA